Molecule: messenger RNA, 4713 nt
Organism: Hirundo rustica (Barn swallow)
Lineage: Eukaryota; Metazoa; Chordata; Aves; Passeriformes; Hirundinidae
Gene: IFT80
Product: intraflagellar transport 80
Exons: 21
Coding region: 186-2540 (784 amino acids)
Biological process (GO): cilium assembly
Cellular component (GO): cilium; intraciliary transport particle B; centrosome
Molecular function (GO): protein binding
Source: RefSeq, a predicted model, not a curated record
GGAGAGGGAGGCGGGAUCGUCCCGGGAUCCGCCGGGAGCGGGCUCAUUCCGGGAUCCCCCGGGAGCUGGCAGCGGGAUCGUCCCGGGUUCCGCCGGGAACGGGCUCCGGCCGCCGCUCUGCGCGCUCCCUCCGCUGCCCGCGCAGUUAUAACACAUGGUUUUAAUGCUCCAUCUGAACAACUGAGAUGAGACUGAAGACUUCCCUUUUAAAGGAGCCAAAACAUAAGGACUUGGUGAGCUGCGUGGGCUGGACGACAGCUGACGAGCUCUACUCGUGCGGCGAUGACCACCAGCUCAUGAGAUGGAACCCUGUGACCAGCGAGGCCGCGCGAGUGGUGAAGCUUCCAGAUGAUGUUUAUCCCAUCGAUCUGCACUGGUUUCCCAGAGGGAUUGGUGGGAAGAAGCAAUCCCAGGCUGAGAGCUUUGUUCUGACCAGUUCUGAUGGGAAAUUCCACUUGAUUUCCAAGCUAGGAAGAGUGGAGAAAAGUGUGGAAGCACACGGUGGAGCUGUCCUUGCAGGAAGGUGGAAUUAUGAGGGAACAGCCCUGGUUACAGCUGGGGAAGAUGGCCAAGUGAAAAUCUGGUCCAAAAGUGGAAUGCUGAGAUCCACUUUGGCUCAGCAAGGAGCAGCAGUGUACUCAGUGGCCUGGGCACCGGACUCUGACAAAGUUCUCUACACCUCAGGGAAGCAGCUGAUUAUCAAACCCCUCCAGCCAAAUGCUAAAGUUCUGCAGUGGAAAGCCCACGACGGCCUGAUUUUAAAAACUGACUGGAAUUCAGUGAACGACGUGAUUCUUUCUGCAGGGGAGGAUUGCAGAUACAAGGUUUGGGACAGUUUUGGCCGUGCCCUGUACAAUUCCCAGCCCCACGAAUAUCCCAUCACCUCCAUUGCCUGGGCUCUGGAUGGAGAAUUAUUUGCCGUGGGAUCUUUCAACACUUUACGUCUCUGUGAUAAAACUGGGUGGUCUUACGCCCUGGAGAAGCCCAACACUGGCAGCAUUUUUGCCAUCUCGUGGUCCAGCGAUGGCACCCAGCUGGCCGGAGCGUGUGGGAACGGCCAGGUCAUCUUUGCCCACGUGGUGGAACAGCGCUGGGAGUGGAAGAACUUGGAAAUCACCUUGAUUAAGAGAAGAACCAUGAAGGUGCACAACGUCGCCAACGAUGCCGUGGAUUUGUUGGAAUUCCGGGACAGGGUGAUUAAAGCCUCCCUGAACUAUGGAUAUUUGGUGGUUUCCACUUCCCUGCAGUGUUACGUGUUCUCGACAAAGAACUGGAACACUCCAUUGAUUUUUGACCUGAAGGAAGGAACUGUGAGUUUGAUCCUCCAAGCAGAAAGGCAUUUUCUUCUUGUGGAUGGUGGAGGACUUUAUUUAUAUUCCUAUGAAGGCAGAUUAAUUUCCUCUCCAAAAUAUCCAGGCAUGAGAACAGACAUUUUAAACUCCAAGACAGUGUCCCUGAGCAAUGACACCCUGGCAGUGAAGGACAAAGCUGAUGAGAAGGUUAUCUACAUAUUUGAAGCUUUAUCUGGGAAGCCGCUGGGUGAUGGAAAACCUCUGACCCACAAGACAGAAAUUGUGGAGAUUGCUUUGGACCAGAAAGGACUGACAAGUGAGAGGAAAAUUGCUUUUAUUGAUAAGAACAGAGAUCUUUUCAUCACCUCAGUGAAAAGGUUUGGGAAAGAGCAGAAGAUUGUCAAAAUAGGGACAAUGGUGCAAAGUCUAGCCUGGAACGACGCCUCCAACAUCCUCUGUGGGAUUCAGGAUUCCAGGUUCACCGUCUGGUAUUACCCCAACACGGUCUAUGUGGAUAAAGACCUUCUCCCAAAAACCCUCUAUGAAAGAGAUGCCAGCGAGUUCAGCAGGAGCCCGCAGAUCGUGAGCUUCGUGGGCAGCCGCGUGACGGUGAGGAGGGCCGAGGGCUCCCUGGUGCACCUGCGCAUCUCGCCCUACCCCGGCAUCCUGCACGGCCACGCCGGCGCCUCCGCCUGGGAGCACGGCGUCCGGCUCUGCCGCUUCGUCAAGGCAACAGCAACAGAUGAGGAUCAGACCCUUUGGGCUUGUUUGGCUGCCAUGGCGGUGGCCAACAAGGACAUGACCACAGCUGAAAUCGCCUACGCAGCGAUCGGCGAGAUUGACAAAGUGCAGUACAUCAAUUCCAUCAAGGAUCUGCCGUCCAAGGAGUCCAGGCUGGCUCACAUGCUGCUCUUCAGUGGGAACACGCAGGAGGCUGAAACGCUCCUGCUUCAGUCGGGCCUGGUUUACCAAGCUAUCCAAGUCAACAUUAAUCUCUACAACUGGGAAAGAGCCCUGGAUCUGGCAGUGAAGCACAGGACGCACGUGGACACGGUCCUGGCUUACAGACAGAAAUUCUUGGAAGAUUUUGGGAAAAAAGAGACCAACCAAAGGUUUUUGCAAUACGCAGAAGGUCUGGAAGUGGAUUGGGAUAAAAUCAAAGCCAAAAUAGAGAUGGAAAUUGCUAAAGAAAGAGAACGAGCGGCAGCCAGUCCUGCAGCGAGGACCAGCGUGACUGUGCAGCAAUAAUCCACUUUUUGGGCUCCUUCAAAGCGCUCCUUCAAUAUUUGGUACUGGCUUGUGGUAAAAAAGAAAAAGUAAAUUGCACAGCAAACAUUUUGUGGGCCACAGGAGGGAGAAUUUCUGUAGAUUUGAAUCCUUGGGUGACACAGGAUGAGUUAUUUCAUUUUGAGCUGGGUUUAUAUUCCGGUGCCAGUGAUGGCUACUUGUAUGAGAAAAAAAGGGGAAUUAACUGUUCCUCCCUCAGUGAUUUUAAAUUUUCAUUGCCAUGAAUAUUCUUUAAGCGGGGUCGCCUCUACUGAAAUCACAGUUUUAACCCCAAGUGAAGCAGUCUGGUUAUUUCUGCAACCUCAGGGAACUCUCCAGACUUGUUUAAAUUGCCCCAAAAACAAAUUCAGCAAACUGGAAGUGCUGAAAAUGCAACAAAAAAGGGAACUUGAGCCUCUAAAGUACAAAUACUUCCCUCACACUUGUGGGAAUAUGUAUUUGUUAGGAUGUACCAGGAGUUCUUUAAUAGAUAAUUUCAGUAACUCAGGUUUGUCCCUGAGCAAAACAUUCAGCAGUAAAAGGAAUUUUUUUAAAAUUUUUAUAUACUUUGGAGCGUGCUUUCAGGGUUGUUGGAAAUAAACAGCAUUUGUAGGAUCUGAUGUGUAAAAUUGACCAGAAUAUUUAACAUAAGAGAAUAUUUCAUGUAUUUUUUUCUGCCCAAAGCACUUGAUUUGUAAAUACUUUUUUAAAAUUUAUACUAUUUCGUGGAGAUAACAUUUUUCUUUGUUUCACACCCCAAACUGGCUGAAUUCUCUCCGUGUUAUAAAUAUAUUAGCAGCUUGUUCAUCAUCGACAAGGUUCUGUUAUGUAUCUUUCAAAUGUUACCAGCAAAAUGUUAAAUAUCUGUACAUACAGCGAAUUUGUAAAUCGUUGUGGGACCCUUUCUUGCACAGUUCAUAAAUUUCUCAAUAAAUCCAAAUAAAAGUGGAGGUUUUUAAUGGAUCUGAGAGCUAGGAAAAAAAAGAAUAUUUAGGGUGUUUGAAUUACAUUUGGAGGGGAUGGGAGAGGUGUUAAAUUCCAUUUUUUUAUCACACACAACCAGUCGUGAGCAUCCUGGUGUUAAAUAGAAAACAAAGCAAAAUGUUUUGGAAAAGCACUUUUAUUCCUUGUUUUCACCAGCUUCUAAAAAUGAUUCUGAAAGGUAUGAAAUGUAAAUUUCGGGAGAAAACCUUCCUAUAUGGCUUUUCUAGCAUUGUGGCAGGGAUUUUAGGGAUUGUAAUUCCAGGGGAAGUGCCAUCCAUCCACGCCAAGGGAAUUUUGAGCUGUUUUUUCUUGGGGUUUCCAAAGUUUUGCGUUGUUUUUUCACCUGUUUUCAGUUCUUUUCAGUAUUAAGUAAAAAUAAAUAGCAGAAUGAUACAGAUGUUUCAGGUACAUUUUGGUUACAUUAUUGCCCAGAACAAGAAAUCAAUUUAAAACCCUCUUUCAGAAAGAAAUACCUUUUAUUUAAUUACUGACUGCUUGAGUUAAACCAUCAUAAACCAAUUUAAGAAACAGAUUAAUUAACAGGAUUAAAAUUCAGUUGUUUGGGUGCUGCUGCUAUGGACAAAUGACCAAAAAUAACCCAAAUUUUGCCAUUGCAGGGUGAGAGUUGAGUUCAUUCACUUCAUUUAACCUUGGCCACAGUAAAACCUCUCUGAUUGUAAAAAGAGAGGUUGAAAAAUCCAUCUUUAGGUGAAAAAUAAAGUCCUCGAGUGAAGUAAAAUUAAAAGCUCAGGUGGGUGUUUAAAAACCUACUGCAUAUUUGUAAUAGUUCAGAGGGAAAAUUAAAAAUAUCUUUUGUUUUCUGGCUUUUAAGGCAAUAAAACUUUGAGAUCUGGAUUUGUCCGUGGGAUUUUACCCUUUGGGACUGGAACAGGAGGAAGGUUUGAAUCAUCUGACAUGAAAAUUUGAUUUUACAGAUUAUGUGGAACCAUUUCCUGCAGAACAGCCGUGGUGGUUGUUGCCUUAUUCACUUCAGAAUAGUCAAAAUUAUAAAUGAGCAAUAAUUGAAAAGCUUGAAGCCUCCUAAAAUUUAAUUCUGAAAUUUUAAUAGAUAUUUAUAGAAAUACAAAGGUUGUAUCACCUACAGAUGGGGGGAAGUCGGAGAGAAGCAAUUUACUAUAUUUUAUAUUAUAUAUACGCUUUUAAUAUCAUU